AUGACAAGGUGCGAGGUUUGUUUGCACCUCUUCUCAAAGAUGUAUAUAUGUCAUGAUGUUGAAGUCAAGCCACACCUUCAGACCCUGACAGGAGAAGUGUUAAGAGUAAAUGUCAGUAAAAAUCAAGGAAAAUUAAAAAAAUGUGGCCACGGUCAAAAAAUCGAUUUCGCUCAUACUUUGUCAGUUUGAAGGUCUAGGUAAGUAACUGAAGGAUAUGAGGUUAGUUUUUUGAAAUAUUCCAUAUAACGGCAGUAAACCACGAAAAACGGUCACCCUACCAGAAGCUUGGAUUUCACCUGGCGGAAACUCGAAAUUUUACAUUUUUCAGCUUCUCGCUACACAGACGUUUACAUAGCUGUGAAUCUUUCUUGAGUAUAAUUGAAUACAUUAAUUCUUCCUUAGUCAAACCAUGGGAAUUAUUUUUAUCUCUGCUUAUUUGUGAGCGAACUGAGACCCGAUUAAGAAGACACACUUUUCUCAUUUACGCGAAGGUGUAAAAUAAUCCAAACUCAGCGACGAAAAAAGCUGACCGGUAGUUCUUCAAAUCCUCUGAUAUUAUAACCAAAGACAGUUCAGUCAUUGAUUUUUAGGUCUAGGGUUUUAAAUCUUUAGGAUCUAGUAGCACUUUUGCAUGAACGCCGAUAAAAAUUCGAUAAAAUUCCAAUUGAGCGCCUUUGAAAUCUACAACUCUACAUAGCAAAGCACUAUUGAAUAAAUUAACUCCUCGGCCAAAGUUUGUACAUAAAACAUAAAGGUUUUGCUUUCUUAGCGGUUCGAAGCGUUUUAAAAAUAUAUAUUAAUGUUAAAUAUUGUCUAUACAGGUAAAACAAACUAUGAAACACCAAAAUUACCACGAGCUGAAAUUAAAUCUCACAGGCUCGCUCCCUAAUCUGCGUCACGCACGAGCGACUUAGCUACAAUUAGUACAGUAACAAACAGAUAUUUACAUCCGUUUAUUUUAAAUAAGUCGUAUUUUUAAAAUAUCUUACUCAAAGAUGUGCCAGGUUUCCCAGUUAACUUGCUGAAAAAAAAAGAAAACCUUAAUAGUAAUUCUAGCUCAAUUAGAAUUAAUUUUAUUUAGUAUGAGAAGUUUUGUGCCGUCGAAAACCAAUCGGAAGUAACUGUUUCCACGAAAAGCAAAUAUUGCAUCGUUCUCUAAAUAAACAAAUCUACUUAACCAUAUAACCAGAGUAUGUUGUUGGCGAAGUUAAUAGACAAACAUAUAUAACAACGACGUCUUGCUCGUUCUUGAAUAUUGUCGGUGGGAUUUGCGGCGCAGACGAACGCACUUGCUAAGUAACUUCCAAUGGCUAAUUUCUACCCUUACUCAGCUUUCGUCACACUGCUCACGCUGUGUAACAAGGAUAUAAAACAUCGCACGAAGUCCUAAAAAACUCUCCGGACUUGAACCAGAAUUGAUUUUAGCAAGAUUGCGUGUUUUUAAAAGCCAACGAGUUAUUGGAGAUGACUACUCGUACCGUCUCAUCGUGUCACUUAGGCAUAACCUGACACGAUGUCGAUAGUUUCGACUCCUGAUGGCCGAGAGCACUCGGAUUUCUUUUUUUCCGAGUACGCCUGUGUCACUUACUGAAUAAUACAUCAUUCUCAUUUAUUCACCAGGCUUAAAAAUAUUCCAUCACAUUUAUUCCAUUGCGCGUAUGCCACACAUGACAUUCCAAUCCUAGCAGUAUGCAGGAUGUUUGUCCAAUGAAGCACUCGGAUUUUUUUUCCGAUUAUGCCUGUGUCACUUAGUAAGUAAUACAUCAUGUUCAAAAGUAUUAAUUUUUGCACCAUACAGGAAGUUGUUUCGGGUCACUCAGCAAGAGCUGUGAAAAGUAGCCACACUGGAAUAGGAAUAUAUUUUUUCCAAUCCAUGAAGAUAUUUGACCUUUCAAAAUAGCUCGUCCCUAUGGGCUCAGGUAAAUAACAACUAAAAAAUGUACUACCAAGCAGGAACUGUCUCCAAUGAGUUUUGUAUCCUCUUCAUUCUGUUGUCCAAUGCGACUAUUAAAAACACUAUGAGUUUUACGACUUGCAUGUUUUAUUGAUUGCGCUUGUCAAACAACACUACAGUCUGUCAUUGAUAGAGAAAAGAAAGUUUAAUUUUGACAAUAUUGGAUGAAAAAUACUAAGAAUUUUCCAAAGAGGGCACCGAAGAAUAAAUAAUGUGCACUGUCAUUUUUACGACAUUUAAAAAGGAGGGAAGGGGGUGGGGGAAAGGAUUUAACAACCAUACUACUCUCUCUCCCCAACCACCCACAAAGUGCACAGUUUGCACAGUAUACUAGUGGAAACGUCACAUCAACAUUUAUAUGUUUACGUUUAAUAGCACAAUUACGGUCGUUGCACCACUCCAAUAUGGCCAUUUCCCCACAAAACUAUAUUUAAGUAGAUCUUUGAUCAAUCUUGUACGUCAAGCUUUGUUACUUUGAAUUUUUCUUGGCUUCUUGCGGAGACAAUUUCAAACUUUUUAGCCCUAAAACUUUGAAUGGAUAUACACUUUUAAUUAGCUUACAUUACGUUACUGGUUGGCUGGUUUAAUUCGGUGGCAGCCUUUAGGUGGUCGCCAUACCAUUAGUGUAUCUACCUCUUCACUGAACACACUUUUAAAAAAAGAUAACGAUCAAAUGAAACGAUUUUUUCGAAAGAAAAUAAAUGAUGUUAUCUUGUAUACAAUUAUGCGCAAGGCAUAAUUAGUUAACAGAAAACAGUUUAUUAACCUGCUUAUGAGGUACAGCCGCACUCGCCUACAAGCUUUGAAAGACGACUAAUAAACGGAUUCUUUCGUCUUUGUGUUAUAUCAGAGACGUCCACACAAGUUCAUCGCAAAUACUGCGCAGCAUGUCCACACUCAGUGACAUCAGCUUUUUCUUGCCCAUGCGCAUGAGCUCACAGUGUUGUAACCUGACGACGAUACAAUGGGGUGCUGAAGGGAAACCUCUCUCAUCACUUGCGCACAGAUUUCAGAUUGGAUUACCUGUUCUUGUGAUGCUCUGUCAUCUUCUCUAGUAGUCUCUUCGUCCGACUCUUCCCGGUUCACUGUACUGGGAGGAAGCCUUUUCUUUGCUGCCAGUCGUGAGAAGAAUCCAGUGAUUUGCUGUCCUGUUAGAACUUCUUCUGGUAGAAAUCGACGAGCUCCUAACUCGUCCCUUGAAGAUCUCAUCAUUUGUGAGACUUCAUUCGGAUCUGCUUUCCUUCCACUCUGCUCGCCAAUUUCAAAUUGUUGUUUCAAAAAUUCAUUUUGUUUUUGCGUAAAACGUGUCUUCUUUGUGAUUGUCUUAAGUGCCCAUCCCAUUGUAAGGGGCGAAAAGCAUUCCCGUCAAAACUCCGAAAUUACCGAAAGGUGCGUAUUUUUUAAACACAAAAGUCUGAAGUUUUGUCGACCUACAGAAUGAAAUAACAAUCGAAAGUUGACUGCGCGAUAAGAGGUGAGAAGAAGGGGGGGGGAGUAGCAUUGUGAUUAGACUAUCCUUUUUUUUGUUUAUUGUUUAUAUCUUUCUCAAGUGGCUUUUUGCGAAACGAAAUUGAAAUGUUUUAAACAAAGUAAAUUAACCCCUACUAACCGAAUUCCAGGUGCGUACUGUAAGUUACAGACCGUGAAAUGAGGUUAGUAAGAUAUUCAUUAUGUCUCUGAGGUCAAUCGGGCGCGCGGGAAUGGAAACUAGUUAAAGUCUAGUGGGCCGCGCAAAAUUGACCAAUCACACCCCGCGUACGAACUACGAAAGAAUAGGAACUCAUUGUAUACAUGUGGGCAGUGCUGUGCACGCGCUGCGGACCUGUUUGUUUACGGACACCGGCACUCACUCACUCACUCACAUACCUGGCGACAAAGUGGGUAGGGCACUAUACAGUGCACACACUAAUAUAAGCGCAAUCCAUAAAAAAAUGAGAGGCAUGAAAUAAAGGUUGUUAUAAAAAAAUUGGAUUGGACAACUAAAUGAAGAGAUAAGUAACGAAAUGUUCUUCAUCAACCUUACUUAUUUCUCUCCGUCGUUUAAACAAAUGAUUCUUUCAUAUAAUCUCAAGUCAUCAGAAUGAAUAGACUAAAAAUAAUUCAUUGGAGACAGUUUCUGUUUGGUAGAACAUCAAGCAGUUGGUUGCUUACCUGAGCAGGGACGAGCUGUUUUGAAAGCUCAAAUAUCUUCAUGGAUUGGAAUAAAUUUAUUCCUUUUUCCAGUGCGGGUGCCUUCCUCAGCUCCCUGCAGUGACCAGAAACAACUUCCGGGAUGGUGCAAAGAUUACCCGUCCUUCGCCAACCUAAACCUAACUUGGCACGAUGAACCGGACAGAUAGUCAUAUCCGAUAAAUUCGCCGGCUUUUGAAAACAUCCACAUCUCGCCAAAAUUAAUUCUACCUCCGUUUCAAUUCCGGAAAAUUUCAACGACUUUUUGUGAUUUUUGAUAUCCCUGUUACACCGCGUGAGAGGCGUGACGGAAGUUGAAGAACUUGUGCGUUCGUCUGCGCCGCAAAUCCUACCAACAAUAUUCAAGAACGAGCAAGACAUCGCUGUUCUAUGAAGUUCCCCGACAAUAAACUCUGGUUUUAGAUGCAAUGUUUCACGGAUAAAGAUAAUUCGAUUUAUUUAUUUAAAGAACGAUGCAAUUUUCGUGAGAACAGGUACUUCUGAUUGGCUAUCGACGGCAGAAAGCUUCUCAUUCUUAAUAAAAUCAAUUCUUAUCGUUUCAGUUUGAAUUGCUAUUAUGAUAUUUUCUUUUAUUUUUACUUCAGCAAGUUAACUGGGGAACCUGGCACAUCGUUGAGUAAGAUAUUUUAAAAUAAGACUUAUUGUAAAUUAACAGAUGUAAAUAUCUGUUUGUUACUGUACUAAUUGUAGCUAAGUCGCUCGUGCGUGACACAGAUUAGGGAGCGAGCCUGUGAGAUUUAAUUUCAGCUCGUGGUAAUUUUGGUGUUUCAUAGUUUGUUUUACCUGUGUAGACAAUAUUUAACAUCAAUAUAUAUUUUUAAAAGGUUCAAACCGCUAAGAAAGUAAAACCCUCAUGUUUUAUGUACAAACUUUGGCCGAGGAGUUAAUUUAUUCAAUAGUGCUUUGUUAUGUAGAGUUGUAGAUUUCAAAGGCGCUCAAUUGGAAUUUUAUCGAAUUUUGAUCGGCGUUUUUGCAAAAGUGCUACUAGAUCCUAAAGAUUUAAAACCAUAGACCUAAAAAUCAAUGACUGAACUGUCUUUGGUUAUAAUAUCAGAGGAUUUGAAGAACUACCGGUCAGCUUUUUUCGUCGCUAAGUUUGGAUUAUUUUACACCUUCGCGUAAAUGAGAAAAGUGUGUCUUCUUAAUCAGGUCUCAGUUCGCUCACAAAUAAGCAGAGAUAAAAAUAAUUCCCAUGGUUUGACUAAGGAAGAAUUAAUGUAUUCAAUUAUACUCAAGAAAGAUUCACAGCUAUGUAAACGUCUGUGUAGCGAGAAGCUGAAAAGUGUAAAAUUUCGAGUUUCCGCCAGGUGAAAUCCGAGCUUCCGGUAGGGUGACCGUUUUUCGUGGUUUUCUGCCGUUAUAUGGAAUAUUUCAAAAAACUAACCUCAUAUCCUUCAGUUACUUACCUAGGCCUUCAAACUGACAAAGUAUGAGCGAAAUCGAUUUUUUGACCGUGGCCACGAUUUCUUUGAUUUUUACUGACUAUCACUCUUAACCAUUAGCGCCAACUCCUCUGACAAAGCUCGUUUGGAUGUAAGUGCGCGCAAUUUUUUGGCAAAGUGUCUUUUUUGAAGUCAGGGUUUUUAACCCUUUCACAAAGAGCCACUUAAACCAGAAACUUGACACCACUCUCUCGAGCAAUGAGAACGAUAACAAAAAAUACUACAACCAGCGAAUCAUUGAAGUCGCGCAUGACUACCUCAGUCCUCUCCUGCAGAGAAACCGAGCGAAUUCUUUCCGAACUAGCCCUGAAGCUAUCUGA
Messenger RNA from Pocillopora meandrina, 5906 nucleotides. NCBI's taxonomy places the organism in Eukaryota, Metazoa, Cnidaria, Anthozoa, Scleractinia, Pocilloporidae. The record is from the annotation of a GenBank genome assembly.